AUGGCUCUCUCUCAACAACAUCCUAGCAAAUUGGAGCGGAUUUUCACGCAGUUUAAGCAAAUUGCGGCAGGCACCCACGUAGCGGUUCAAAUUCAAGCUCCAGAGGUCAAGAAAAAUCCUAAAGGCCAACCAUCACUCAAGAAAAAAAAUUCAACAUCAACAAAAAGAGAUCCUUCCGGCUUUGAGAUUGUUGAAAGUGAGAUCAAGACUCAACAAAGAAACUUGAAAAGAACAACUAAACCCACAGGCAACCCAGCAAGACAAUUGAAACGGCUCCGAAAAUCAAACAGUCCGGAUCAUGAGGACAACAAUGAAACUGAACCAACUGCAGACCUAGCCAAACAACCUGAAGAAACCCAAUUUGAGCCUUCAAAAGGUGAACAAAAAAUUGAAAAUCAAGAUAGUGAUGCCGGGCAAUCUCUGGAUGAAAUCAAUAAUAACACUCUGUUGGCUUUGUUGGAUGAAAAGCUGGCAAGUGUUCCAAAACAUCUACAACAUCUGGUAAAGGACCAAUUCGACCCAGAAGGCAAUGGGAACUGUGGCUUCCGUUGUGUUGCAAGAGCACUUGGUUACGACAAUAAUGUAUUCAUGCGGGUCCGGCAGGAGAUGAUCACCGAUUUAACAGAUAACCGAGCAAGUUACGUCAAAUUGCAGGGCAGCUAA
Molecule: messenger RNA, 663 nt
Organism: Puccinia graminis f. sp. tritici CRL 75-36-700-3
Lineage: Eukaryota; Fungi; Basidiomycota; Pucciniomycetes; Pucciniales; Pucciniaceae
Exons: 2
Coding region: 1-663 (220 amino acids)
Source: RefSeq, a predicted model, not a curated record